Durusdinium trenchii is the source of this 8649-nucleotide messenger RNA. NCBI's taxonomy places the organism in Eukaryota, Dinophyceae, Suessiales, Symbiodiniaceae. The record is from the annotation of a GenBank genome assembly.
AUGCCGCUUGCUGCUGAUGUCUUGCGGCCGCCUGGCGAUGGCACUACGCCAGAUCUACAUCCUGGUGCCCUUGGAGGUGAACUUCCUGGCACCGGAGCCCCACAAGGAGAGGACGAUGAUGUCCUAGUUGAAGCGCUGGACCAUGACCUCUUCGAGGACACCUACCAGGACGAUGGCCAGAUGGACGAGCUCUAUGGCAGGGCUCCACUACAGCGUCGACGCCUUGGACGCAACGGACCUCGUUCAGAUGAUCACGGUCCCGCUGAUGGAGAGCCUGGUGAGAAGACCCCUUCUCAAUCCGGCUCGCAGCAUGCUGGCUCGGGGAGAGAUUCUCCGAAGUCAGCCAAGUCCACGAGAUCUAAGACCUCCGUGGACGAAGCUGGACGACAUCGACCUCGAGGCAAUCUUCCGCCUCCACCGGCGUUUUCCGGUGAAGUGAAGAAGAACCCCAAAGCCUUUCGUCAUUGGCUUCAGAAGGUGGACAGCUUUGUGGAGAUCGCCAAGCACAUCAUUGGCGAUGAGGAGAUUGGCCUUCGCUUGCACUCGGCUCUUGAGGCGGACGCGGCCGAGUACUUGGAGGACAUCCCGGCCAAGACCUUCGGCGUCCCCGGUGGAUGGAGAGUGCUCAUCCAGGUGCUUCGCGAGAAGUUUGAUGAGCGCCGGAUGCACAAGGUCGGAUCGGCCAUGAAGUCGUUCUUCAAGCUCCAGGUCGACCGAAGCUGGACCCUCACCGAGCUCGUCGACCACAUGGACAAGUCGGCACGCCUUUGUCGAGAAGCAGGCCUCGCGAUCCCCGAUGAGAUCCUCGUCUACCAGUUCUUCGAGCACAGUGGAAGAUCCAUGGAACGUCAGGCGAACUUGCUCUUGAGGACCUCUGGAGACUACGACUGGAAGAAGAUGAAGACCGCGAUCGAGCUCCUCUAUCCCACGACGCUGGUCUCUCAACGUCGUGAUGGUGGUGGCUUCAAGGGCUAUGGUGGCGGAAAGGGUAGGUCAGCACACGAGGCACAGGGCGUUUGGGAAGAGUCCAAUACUUCAAAUGACUACAUCCAGCCCGACAUGGACAUCGAGGACUGGCUCUUCUACGAGGACCCCGUCGAGAAGCUCGCCGAUGAGGUCCCCGACUACCUGCCUGAGAACCUGGCCAGAGAGCUUCAUGAAGUCUACGCCACCCAUCGAGAGAAUCGAGCACGCCUUGCAAAAGCAGUCAAAGCCCGCGGCUUCUAUGUGAACAAGUCCAAGGGCGGCAAGAAGGGCUCGAAAGGCGGUGGCAAGUCGAAAGACAGUGGCAAGGCUGGGAAAGGCUCAGGAGGCAAGUCGAAAGGCAAAGGGUCUGGAAAGGCCCGUGGUAUGUCUCUGGAGCAGCUGAAGCAGGUCACCUCUUGCGCCGACUGUGGCGAGAUGGGCCACUGGCGAGGUGACACGCAGUGCAAGAAUCCUGCCAAGAAGGCCCACGAGACUGUGAAUGUGGACUUCGAGGACACCGAGCAGUUCGAGGCCUACCUCCAGGACUACCCGUACGACGAUUGGCACGAAUGGGAGCCGGACACCAACGAGGCCUGGAUCACCAACAAGUACCAGACCUGGGACGAUGAGAAGGUUUCCGUCUCCAAGAAGCAGACCGCAGCUGAGGCCUUUCCCCAGUUGGACUAUGAGGAGGCCAAGCACGUGGUCAAGACGGUGAACGCCGUCAAGCGCAAAGCAUCCGAGCACGCCGGAUCCUCUGGCGAUGUUCCCCCCGAGCAGGCAGGACUGACGCCUGCGACACGUCCUCUGGAUGUGUUCACGGCCACCGCACAGGUCAAGGAGCAGAUCGAGUCCCGCAAGUUGAAGCCCGUGGCACACACCGCGACGGCGCCUGAGGCCGUCCGUGAAGCUUUCGAGAUCCUUGGAGUCACUCCACCUCCGAGGAGUGGUUCAGUCUGGGACUGCCUGUCAGCCACGGAGGAAGAGAAGACCUUCGACCUGGACUCGAUGCGCAUCUCCUACAUGGUCAGCAAGAUGGACCCGCGCUCAGCGCGUGGUGUCGGUCGCCCUCCGGCUACCGUGACACCUGGCCGUGCAUACCUCACCGUUGACACGGCCUGCGAGAACACAGUUGGCGGACUCACCGCAUUGCACCUGGUGGCCAAGGUCUUGGAGGACAAGUUCAAGGUCAAGCCAACCGUGCGCCCGGAGGAAGAGUCCUAUCGAUUUGGACCUGGCGAGCCCCGGAUCUCGCAUGAGCGCUGGCACGUGCCGAUUGGCAUCGGCAAGAAGAACAUGAUCAUCAAGACCUCCACGCUUGAUGACCGACCCCCGGGACAGAACAAGAUCCCAUGGCUCGCAGGACAAGAUUGGCUGCGCUUCAUGGCAGCAGUCGUGGACAUCGCCGAGCAGAAGAUCAUCCUGAAGAGCAUCGACGCUCAAGCUCCUUUGUUUACUGACCACACCGGACAUUUGGUGGUGGCAGUUGAUGAUUUUCCAAGUUUGGGCUGGCCUGAAGGAAAGGUCGCUUCGAAAGAUGAUUACGCUGGACUCCUCUGGCUCACAGGAAAAGCGUAUAUGGAGUCUGCAGCGCCAAAAACCACUCACAUCUACAACCCCGAGGAUGACCCUUUGGCAACUGGUGAUAUCUAUGGUCUACAUCCCUGUACGGUACAUGGUGAUGUUUGGGAGUACAACAUGGACAACCCCCUGGUCUACAUCCGGAGACACCGUCGACCAAGAACCACCAGGUUUCAUCCUCAAGAUGUAGUAGACGGACCCGAACCACGUGAACUGCAGAUGGUAAGGGUCACGUACAAAGAUGGAGCCCCUGAACCGAUCGUGGACACCUGGGAUCAGAAGGUUGAAGAGGAGCCCUGGACAGGCUACACGGUUUUGGUUGGUUUGGACUGUGAACCUCAUGUCCAAAUGGUGGCAUCCACACCCGCACAUCACCAAGUCGGGGUCAGCAUCGAGAUCGCCGGCAAGCCGAGAACUGUGCACCCGAAAUCUUUGAAAGAAACCGUCACUAAGAGGCUUCAAAGGUCUUUUGCACCCCACAUCAAACCUCCGGAUCUGCCGCUGAGUCGUCAUGAUCAACGGUUCACUUCGUCGCAGAAGGAAUUUCCGAAUCUGCCUAUGAGGAAGGCCCCAUCGGAUCGACGCCAAAAAGCUGCUCAGCUAUGGCGGCUGCUGGUGGAGCGGCUCAUGAAGCUCUACGCGGCGCUGCAGCGAUGGGUGAAUGCGAACAAGGUGGUGCGGGAGUGCAAGUUCCGUGCACCAGCUCUCAUGGGCUACAUGGAGGCGAUCCUCGACGAGGAGACCACCUUGGCGAUGGACCUACCUCCUGCUCUACCUCCUGCUUCUACGAAGGCGAAGGGACAGACAGCCUAUGCCCUGAACCUGAAGUACCAGGAGGAGCCACACAACUGCCCACAUCUGGUGGAAAAUGGUCGUCGCUAUGGAAACGCCCAUGGCAAGUUCUUGGAGUGCAUCAACUGUGGGAGCGUGUGGCGGGGCAUCGACUACACGGUGCCGAUCAGCCAGGAGAUGGUGACCACGUACAAGAUCUACGUGGGCAUUCGGGACAAGCCAGGAGGCAAGGUCAUGAAGGGCGCCACAACCCGCAGAGCUUCUUCUUCAAAAUCCUCUGUCUACUCAUCUUCCUCACCUCCAACAUCUAUGGAGGCAGCCUAUGGGAUCACCUACCAACCUCCGAGACGGGCAACUACGAAGGCAGCACCCUCGAAGCCCGAGCGUCAGAUCCAGCCCAAGAAGGAGAAGGUCAAUCCACAGGUCUACAACCUGGAGGAGUGGGACGACGCGGACAUGGUGGAGGUGACAAGCGAGGAGGACGUUCAGGAGGACACAAGGCAGGAUGACUCAUCGCAACAAGGACGACUCCCACACGGACGAGUUCGACGGCUGAACGAUGAGGUGAAGCUCAAGCCUGGUCAGCAGAAGAGAAUGAAGCACAUGGCACGACAAGCCCUAGCGACCUCCAAAUGGCAGCGAAAGCUCAUUGAAGAGCGUAUGAAGAAAGGCCGUUGGCCCCGCAAGCACUUCAAGUUCGACCUGGUGGAGGUGUUCGGUGGCACUUCGAUGGUCAGUGUGAGAGGCAGCACUAUGUGGCGGAUGAAGGUGUUGCAGCCAGUUGACAUUCGCUAUGGCUGCGACUUGAGAAAAAGGCAAGCCAGACGCUGGCUGAUGCAGAUGUUGGACAAGGCCAACCCACGUUUGGCCAUUGUGGAGUACCCAUGUCAGCCGCGGCGGACACGCCGUAUCAGAGAAUCCAGCAACCGCAGCCUCACAAUCUCAGCCCGAGAUCCUUCGCUUGAGAGAAAGGUGGUACGAGACCACGUCAUGCUUAUGCAUGUUUGGGCUGCGAGGCAAGCGAGGCAUGCCUAUGAUGAAGAGAGUUCGCUUCAUCGCCACCCACGAGUACUUCAUCCAGGAGCUGGACCUUCAGUGCGACCACAGUCACCAGCACGAAAAUGCUACCCACCAGCUCUGGGAGAUGCGAUCUGCAGAGCUUACUGGAGAGUGGUCGAGCUUGAGGACUUUGGCACGGUCACCUAUGAGGACUAUAAGGUCAAGAAUGCCAGCACAGCAUGGUUCGUCGACGUCAACAAGCAGGAGGACAAAUGGCGACCCUUGCUGCAGGAAGCUGAGGAGAUCUUGGCCAGGAAAGUGCAGAGCAGCAUCUUCGUCACCCCGGAGUCCGACCUCUACCGGAAGAUUUGUGAAUUGGUGCCCUGGCAAGUGAUGAACAUUCAGCUGGCCCAUCUUCCAAAGGCCAAGCGAGUCAGGCCUGGGCUGGAAGAAUGUCAUCGAGCAUCGGUCCUGCUGCAGAACGACAACUCCAUCGUCAUCGAGACCGAGUAUUUGAAGACAGCUCAAGCACCCCGUGAACGCUUCAUCACACCGGUUCGCGUGGGCAUCUUCAUCCUGGGCUACGCACCCGGUGAACCGCAGGCACCAAGCCCUCAGAAAGAAGGAGAACGGCAAUACGUUGAGGCCGAACCCGGAGAAGCAGUUGGCGAAAGAAUCGAGGGCGAUCAUUUUGACGAUAAGUCCCUCGUCAAGCAGAGCUACGGAGGCGAGACUUGGUUUGAAGGACCUCCACUCACCAACCGACAGAAGAAGCUGGCUCCCUCGAUCGUCAAGCUGCACAAGAACCUCGGGCAUCCCAGUCAGCCUGACUUCACUCGCGCCCUGGUCCAAGAAGGCAAUGUGGAGACCGAGGCCAUCGAGCUGAGCAGGAGGCUGAAGUGUGCAGUCUGUGAACGGUCGAGACGACCAAAAGCACCACGUCCGACUUCCUUCAAGAUAGUCGGCUCCUUCAACUCCAAGCUGUGCAUGGACUUCGUCUAUGUGCCGGACGCUGAGGGGAACAACUACCAGUUCCUCCACAUCUUGGAGCCCAAUGGAUCCUUCAACGUCUUCUACCCCAGUGCUACACGCAAUCCUGGAGACGUGUGGGAUUUGUUUUGUUUGCUGUGGGCUAGCUGGGCAGGCUUCCCACAGACCUUGUGGUGCGAUAAGGACGGCGCCUUUGAGGGUGAGUUCCUUGAAAGGAUCAGGUCAAUGGGCACCCUGGUUGAUAAUCCUCCAGCAGAAGCUCAUUGGCAAGCCGGACAAGUUGAGGCCUACAACCGCGCCUUCAAGGACACCGCUCAGAAACUGGUGGACGAGAUGGUCCUCCGAGGCGAUCGAGAUAUGAGAACUCUCGGCUGCGCUGUCGCUGCCGCAAUGAAUGACCGCAUCCGGUCAUCAGGAUGCUCGGCCUAUCAGUGGCUCUUUGGCAAGAGUCCUCAAACACCCGAGGACGUCCUCUCCCCGGAUGGCAAGUUCGAAGCGCUACAGGCCAUGGAGCUGGACGAAGAGCUGCGGAGAAGGAAUAGGAUUCGAGCAAUGGCAGAUGAGAAGAUCUCUGCCUACCGGCUUAACGAAGCCGUGCGGACAGCCAUACUCCGCAAGUCUCAUCCAAUGAAGGAUGACUACGAGCCUGGCGAACUCGUCGCCUUUUGGCGAGAAGCCAAAUAUCGCCAAGGCAAGAAAGGACAGAAGGGCAAAAGGAUACCAGCCUCUUGGUAUCGUGGUGUGGUGGUUGGACCCCAUAAAGGAGAUGGCACCACCAAGCAGAACAACUUUUGGGUCACCUCAAACGGACGGUGCAUCCUUGUGGCCAAAGAACAGAUGAGGCCGGCUUUUGGCACCGAACUAUGGCCGGUACACGAACAUGUUCUCCAGGAACUACAAGACAAUCCUCCGCAGCAGUACUUGGACCUUCGCACGGACGAGCUGCCGCCGGUGCCGGAGGAUGAUGAUGAAGACCUGGAUCAGGUCCCGCUCUUCCCGGACAAGAAGGAGGAGGAACGAAUGGAAGAAGAGCUUGGUGAAGGACCACCUGGAGAAGCAAGUUCACCUGCCGCUGACGCAAUGGACAUCUUGGCGGAGCAAGAAGCGGCAGAAGCUGAAGACCCUACAGCUACGGCCUCAGACAGGACAACAUUACCAACCCAUCCAAGCACGAGAGCGCCUGGAACUCCGGUUGGACAGCUAUGGCCACAGACACCACAAAAGAAGAUGAGGACUACACCUUCGCACUCAGCACCUUCCGAGGCCGCCCCAUCGGCAGUCACGGACCUCGCCAUGGAGCAGAACCCUGCAGUACCGGAACCUUCCUCUGCCAUGGUCACCAACGUCGGCAAGGACUUCUGGCACGCAGACCACAAACGUGGGAUUUUGGUACGCCACCAUCUACAACCACGUCGAGCUCUAUACGACCCUGGUCGAGCUCACGAUCUACCAGUACGCCUGGACAAGAUCUCGAGAUUGAGGACCACGGUGAUGUUCCUCGACUCCGGACGCAAGAUGGUGAGAGACACAUGGGUGUCACCAAACUCCAACACGCCCAUGGACAAGAAGUGGACCGGCAAGACGAUCUUCAAGAUCUUGGUGCGGUCCGCUAUGGAAGCCCAUGCCGAGUGGCAAAACCCAGAGCGCAUGUCCCGGAAGGACCGGAAGGCCCUGGAGAAGGAGUUACCUUGGUCGGCCAUUCCCGACGAGCAGAAAGAGCUCUACCGGCAGGCGCUGGUGAAGGAGUGGAACACAUGGCUCAAAUACGAGGCCGUCCUCAUCCUCAACCCUGAGUGCAGCAGACAGGUUGAACUGAUGGUUGACGCCAGCCGCAUCCUUGCGGCCAGAGUCUGCUACAGAGAUAAACACGCAGCCACACCUUGGCUGGAGAUCAAGCCCAAGGCCAGAAUUGUUUGCAGAGGAGACAACGAUCCAGACCUACUCGAACUACGUCGAGACGCUCCUACACUCACGAGGUUGGGGCUGAUGCUGAUACUUCAACUCGCUGCAAGCGGAGAAGGUUGGAUCAUGGUCACCGCCGAUAUCACCGGCGCUUUCCUACAAGGAGACCAAAGCCUGGCCAAACGGAAGGAACCGCUUUUCAUCAGGCAGCCAAAAGAAGGUUUGCCCGGACUUCAACCAGGACAACUUCUACUGGUGGUGCGAGGCAUCUUUGGCUUGGCAAACAGCCCCCGGCUGUUCUGGCGCUUCCUCCGCGACAGCUUGAUCACCCUCGGCUUUGUGCAGUCCACGCUCGACAAGGCCCUCUUCAUGUACUACGAGGACCACCAGCUCAUCUUGGCGCUGGGAGCACACGUCGAUGAUUUGAUAUGCGCUGGAUGCCCAAAGCGAGCGGACAACAUCCUCAACAAGGUGAAGACCACGUUUGACUUCGGGGACUGGCACGACUCCCGCCAGGAGAACAAGAUGGUCUACGGUGGCAAAGAGAUCAUCGUGCGCAAUGACGGCAGCGUCACCCUGGGUCAGGAAUCUUUCAUCCGGGCACUGACUUUGACACCAGUGCCGAAGUGGCGAAGGAUCAUGAAGGACUCCACCUUGACAGCCACCGAGGUCACGGAGAUGAAAUCAGGUGGCGGAUGUUUGCAUUGGCUCAUCGCCCAGACGAGGCCAGAUCUUGCUGCAGGUACCUCGCUGGCUAUGAGCGGAAGCCCUACUGUCACGAACCUGCUUGAGGUGAACAAGCUCCUGCAAGAGGCGAUCCGAUCCCAAGACUGGAAGCUCAAGUUCGUGCCUAUCCCACUUGAACAGGCACGCAUCAUCGCCUUCAGCGAUGCCUCAUGGGCGAACACGGAGGAGCUGAAAUCCCAAGCGGGAUACUUGGUCUUUGUGACCGGGCCGGAGGUGUUCACUCCAACUGGAGAUGCCGCCAGUUUGGUGGAGUGGAAAUCCCACAAGAUUCGGCGCCGCUGCCGAUCGACCCUGGCCGCAGAGACUAUGUCCCUUGAUGCGGCUACGGAUGCAGCUCUCUUCACCCGCGAGCUGCUGGCAGAGAUUUGCAUCGAGGGCUACCAGCCGACUCAUUCAGGACGAUUGGAUGAGACCAUUUUUCCAACGUCCAUGGUCACAGAUUGUCGCUCCCUCUUCGACUUGCUCAUCAAGGACGGACCCUUGAGCAGCACACAAGAAAAGAGGUUGACCUUGGACAUUGGAGCACUUCGUGAAGUGGCCGAAGAACUGGAGCCCACCGGCGAGAUGAUGAAGGAGAUCUACAGGUGGGUGCCCACGAAUGUCCAGAGAGCGGACUGCUGCAGAGCUUCGAGAGAUCCUGGACCGAAACUGGAUCUCCAUGGUGGCAGAUGA